Molecule: messenger RNA, 993 nt
Organism: Cryptomeria japonica (Japanese cedar)
Lineage: Eukaryota; Viridiplantae; Streptophyta; Pinopsida; Cupressales; Cupressaceae
Product: transcription factor HEC3
Exons: 1
Coding region: 72-488 (138 amino acids)
Source: RefSeq, a predicted model, not a curated record
UGAGAAAACACUCUGAAGUUAGCCAACUUUCAAAACUGCGGCGCAGUAGUUCACUGGAAUCUGUAAAUAGCAUGGCUUCUGUAGCCAACGAGAAUGGCGGCUUGGAUUCCAUGGUAGAAGCUAAAACAGCAUGCAGUUGCAUGUCUGAGCUGUCCACAGGGAACGUGAGCUUCAAGAGUAGACCCAUUGAAGAAGAAUAUGAAGAAGAAGAUGAUCAAGAAGAAGAAGAAUAUGAAGAAGAAGAAGAAGAUGAUGAUAAAGAUGGUAGUGAAUGCUCCUCAAAACGCAGGGAAUUGAGUGGUCUUGAGCCAGCCAAGAAGCGGUUUAAAGCUUGUUUGGGUAACGUAGAAGAGGAGGAUGAAGCCAUUGACAGUAGAAUAGAAAUUCUUCAAACUCUUGUGCCUGGAGGAUAUGGCAUGGAUACUAUCCCUUUACUUGAACAAACUGCCUGUUAUAUCAAGUUCCUAAUGGAAGUAGUUAAUCUGUGAAAUGGUGUUAGAUUACAGACAAGCUCUGACGUUUUCUUACAGCUUUUUUUAAUUUGCUCUCUUCAUAUCCCGAAUAGCCAGCUGACCUUUUUGUUCCUGAUAAAAUAUGUUGUGCAGGAACUGAUAAUUGUCCCCCUUGUUGUCUUUUUCACAUUUCCACGACAAUAUUAAAAGAUGUGUUGUUGCUAGUGUAUUCACUUUCCAGAAUAUGAGUAGUAUGGUAAUCUUUGGAGUUUGUGAUCUAUCAGUUAACGACAAAAAUGAGUAGAGCCAGGCUCUUCUUUGCAGCUUUUGCUUGGUAUUGUUAGCCUGUGUUAAUCUAGAUUAGUCUUGUUUGUUCAUUUUACUCCUCCGGGAGUCUUUUGAAGUGCAUCUUCUUCCUGUAAAUCUUUUUGUUUUGCCCAAUAACAAUACUCCUUCGGGAGUCUUCUAAAGUGGAUCUUCUUCCUGUAAUCUCUUUGUUUGAUUCUAUAAUAAUAUGCCUCUCGGAGUGUUUUAAAGUGUA